Molecule: messenger RNA, 3512 nt
Organism: Chiloscyllium plagiosum (whitespotted bambooshark)
Lineage: Eukaryota; Metazoa; Chordata; Chondrichthyes; Orectolobiformes; Hemiscylliidae
Source: RefSeq, a predicted model, not a curated record
CACCAUCCUGACCUGGAAAUAUAUCACUGUUCCUUCACUGUCGCUGGGUCAAAAUCCUGGAAUCCCCUCACUAAGGGCAUCGUGGAUUUAUCUAUCAAUAAUGAUAGUGGAUGCUCCAAUUUAUUUUUUGCUAACGUGUGGGACGGGAAUGUCUCCAGUUUGUCAUGGAAGUAUUUGUUUGUCCACUUUAUAUAAACACACACUGCUUGCUGCUUAAGUCCCAGAGUGGAAGCCAGAGUUUGUACCUCAGGGAGCUUCACCACAUUCGCUGUAAAUAGUUAAUCAAACACACAUUAAUGGCAACAGUGUGUGGAAUGACUCACACUAGCAUUAAUUUGUGUCAACCCCAUGACUUGUCAGACUCUCAGCCCCAGAGAAUGAACUUUCUAGUGCUGAGCUGGGUCAUUUUCAGGUGUUCAACCGUAAUUGGGAUCUUGCUGAGUUUUGGAGCCCCCGGGGGGGGGGGGCGGGGGGUUGGAUGUGGCCCGAAUGGCCUCAGGAUAGCCCGGGGCUGCCUUUUACUCCAAAACCACCAAACAAAUGGAAUUGUUUCUGACCAGGGGCUGCACGGCUUUAACCUGGAGCCGGCGUCCCGGUCUCCUAGCAACCGUCACCAGGGAGACGGCGGCGUCCCUCCGGGGAGGAUACAGGCGCUAGUUAGAGAAAGGUUAGGCACUAGUUAGUGAUAAGUCACCCGGGAGAGUUGGUCAGUUAGUCAGCAGCUAGCGGGGGAGCGUCUGGUUAGUGGCAGGCGGGUAAUCGUUAGUUAGCAGCUAGUUACUGUCACUAGUUAGCGCGUAGCUAUGGAUUAGCCACUAACCUGUUAAUCGCUGGUUAAUGAGGAACUGUUUAAAUAUUUGUUAUUGCGAACCUCGAGCCGAGCUAAUGUCAAGUUAACGAUUUGUAACCGAGUUACUGUAGGACAAGGUACUGGUUAGUUAACGAUAAGAAUUUGUUACUAUCUUGUUAAACAUGACUUACUGAGAGGUUAUGUACUGGUUAGGGAAGAUUUACUGAGAAAGUACGGAACUUAUCAUUAGUUAUUGAGAGGUUAUGUACUGGUUAAUGAGCUGUUUAACUGAGAAAGUAAAGAGGUUUUGAUUAAUUACUAAGAGAUUAUGUACUGGUUAGGAAAGUUUACUGAGAAAGUGAUGAGAUUUUGAUUAGUUAAUGAAAGGUAAUGUGCUGGUUAGAUUUACUGAGAUGGUAGGGAUGCUUUGGUUGGUAAUGACCAGCAAUAUAACCAAGGACUGGUUAGUGAGAGAUUAGGUAUGAAGUACUAACCAGUUAAAUCAGGGUAUUAUUAACAACUAGUUAAAGGGAGACUUGGGUCUGGUUAAUAAGAAGUUGCUGAGUUUAAUAAGUGAUUAGCCUCUUCCUGGUUAGCGUGGAAUUAAUAAUAGAUUGGGGAUAGCAUUUUUUGAAAACUAACAUUGAAGAGAAAUUGAGAAUAAUUUAAUAACUAGUUAAUGACUAUGGAUUAAUCUCGAAACAUUGGAGCCAUUUAAUAAAUUUUGAGAUCAGUUUCUAACUAGUUAAACACGAACCACUGAGAUGCUGGACACUGGUUAGUGCAACAUUAAAAAGAGAGACAACCUAAGGGUGACUUUGCCGUCAAUCAGUGCAGAGAGUGAUGGUGAAAGGAGAAGGAGGGUUCAUGGUAUUCUCACGCUGACAGAUGGAGUACGUGGCCCUGGACACAAUGCAAACUGUGGACGAAAACAUCAAGGAAGGUUCAGAAGAUGACAGCCUGCCACUGCAGUCUGAGUUAGAAGGGACUGACACUCAGGAGAACGUUCAGCAGAACACUGGACAGAACAUUCGAGAGAACAUUCGGGAUAGCUUUCUGGAGACCACUGAGGAGAAAGUCCAACGACUGUGGCGUAUUCUGAAAACGGCUGUGUACGAGUCCACAGAAAAGAUACGGAGACAUGAUUGGAAGCCACUGGAUUUGGAACACGGACUGGAACAUGUGCAGCGUGUGAUGUUUAAGAAUACAAUCCAUCACAUUGUUUAUAACGUCGUCACCAAGGAGUUCAUCUGCAUGAAGUCCAAAACUGACAUCUGUGUCUAUCACUGCGAUGGGCGGAGAAAGCAGGAAUACAUACUGGGGGCGCCGAUUGAAGGAAUGGUGUAUGCUCGGCAGAUUAACCGAUACGUGGCCUGGAAUGUCUGUCCACAGGUAAAAGUCCUAGGCCCGGACUUCCAGGUCAUCUCCACCAACCGGUCGAAGGAGAGCAUCACCUGCUGCCUGUAUAACCAGGAUCUGAAUGAGAUUGUCACAGCCGGGGUUGGUAACGUCUGUACCUGGCAUUUCUACUUUGGCUGCCGUGAGCUGAUUUGUGCCAGCACCAUCACCAAAGGGCUGACUCAGCGAGAUGUCUUCACGGACCUGGCUCUGGAGAGAGUCCCGGGUACCACAGCAGCAAUGCCCCGCUCUCAGCGCUGCUACGCAGUCUGUGGGAAGGGAGUUGCUGUCAUCGACUUGCUCAAAGCUACUGUAAUUUCAUAUGAGAAACGGCUUCACAGCAGGAUAAUCACAGGCAUCAUACUGUUUGAAGCACCGAAACGUGUGGUCACUUCCUCACGGGAUGGAAACAUUAAAAUUUGGGAUGAAAAUUGGAAUCUUCAGAUAAUGUUCGUCGGGCACAGGGGUCCGGUCACUGCUCUUGCUGUCUACCCCCACGGUCCCUACCUCCUGUCCGCCUCUGAGGAUGGGACCAUUCGGGCAUGGAGCCUACAGCUGGCUGACCAAGUGGACGAGAUCCAGAUGGGGGUGACGGUCACUCUCUUGGGCACGGAACACGGGGAGGACAACAUCUUCUCCUGUGCCGACCAGAGGCUGGAUUUCUGGACCAUCAAGCACCUGUACAGGCAGCACACCACCAUCGGCCACACCAUCACAGCCAUCAAGAACAGGAGCGGAGGAUUUCCCGGGCAUUUCCCUGUGCGAGCGGCCUGCUCCUGUACCGACGGGACAGUCCGGCUCAUCUCCCCGGAGACCGGGGAGGUCAUCAGCAGCCUGCUGCUGGCCAGGGGUCAGCAGGUAGCUGACUUCGACUACUGCCUCCCCCGGGAGUCCCUGCUGGCUCUGACCGACCGAGGGGACCUGGUGAAGGCCAAUGCCCUGGCCAAUCCCAUGGAGGUCCAGUGGGAGGUGCUAGCGAGCUGCCAGGCAUCACAGUUCUGCUGCUUCUGUAUCUACGCCCACAUGGUGGACAAGGAGCUGACCCACUCCCGGUGGCUGCAAGCCGUGGCUGCAGGAAACGAAGGGAAGAUAAGGAUCUUGGGAGUGAAGGACAAUGACCGCUUCUUGCCGAUUGCUGGACAUCAGAAUGGGUUCCUGUCUGUGUUAGACUGGAAAUCAGGAAGCACUCAGUACCAGGUCCAAGCUCAUGAAUCAGGGAAACUGUUGUGUAUGGUGGCAAAUCCCACAAACCAACAGCUCAUAACAUCAGGUAAGCUAGCUCAUUCUUGUUGAAAGUUAAAAAUCACACAACACCAGGUUAUAG